Messenger RNA from Gastrolobium bilobum, 981 nucleotides. RefSeq lists its product as uncharacterized. The record is from RefSeq and is a predicted model, not a curated record. NCBI's taxonomy places the organism in Eukaryota, Viridiplantae, Streptophyta, Magnoliopsida, Fabales, Fabaceae. The coding region runs from base 1 to 981 and encodes 326 amino acids. The transcript has a single exon.
AUGCGAAUCGAAGAGUACAAAGGAAGUCGAGCAAGCGACAGUCACUGCCAAGGAAACAGAGAGUUGAAAAAUAGUGACCAUGCAGAGGAACGUAGAAAGAGUCGCAAACCCGCCAAGUAUGUCAGUCGCCAACAAGGGCGAGAUAUGGUUGGACGUCAUACACAUAGCGUCCUUCAGACCGAGUACAAGGAGGAACGCAAAGACAACCCAAGGCGUCAGGGGCAAUCACGGGAAAAUGUUGUAUACUGCAAAUUCCACCGCAGUAACGGCUAUAGUACCGAGGAGUGCAGACAUCUGAAGGAUGAAAUCGAUGAGAUCAUUAACAGUAGAGGUCAAAGAAACACGGGAAGCAACGCCCGAAUCCCAGGAAACAACAGGCGGUAUCGAGAGCGUAGUUGGUCACCAGAUCGAAGAAGGAGCACCCAGCCCAGGUAUCAAACUCGUCGCGGGCGGGAUCGCAGGGAAAGGUCUCCCCCAAUCCGUAAGGCGCAUGACGACCAGAGCAGUAGAGAAAGGCGUGACGGAGGAGACGAAGAUUCAGCAGCCAUUAAACAUGGAGUGAUAAAUAUGAUCUCUGGAGGGCUGGGUGGCGGUGGAGUAACAGUUAAUUCCCGAAAGAGACACUUGAAGCAGUGUCUAGCAGUGGCAGGAAAGACCAUUAGCAAAACGAGCACAGAUGCAGGUCAGGCCAAACCCAAAAUCGUCUGGGACUUCAACGAUUUGGACGAUAUCCUACCUGGCCAUGACGACCCCUUGGUCAUCCACGCAAUCAUUGCCAACUGGAGCGUCAACCGCGUAUUUGUGGAUCAUGGCAGUUCUGCUGACAUUUUGUUUUUGCCUUGUCUUAAAGCUUUGGGUUUUACUGUCAAUGACUUAACACCAGUGGCAGGUGAACUUACAGGGUUUAACGGCACAACCACCAAACCUUUGGGGUUGAUAAACCUACGAUUAUCUCUGGGAACGCCACCUACCUCAAAAUGA